This is a messenger RNA of Effrenium voratum, 1139 nucleotides long. NCBI's taxonomy places the organism in Eukaryota, Dinophyceae, Suessiales, Symbiodiniaceae. The record is from the annotation of a GenBank genome assembly.
AGGACUCAUGAAGGUGGCGCCCACUGGGUUCGAGCUGGACCUGGGUGAGAAGCGAGUACAGUUCUCUGUGGACUCUGUGGAGCAUCUGAUGAACUGGCUCGAGGAGCUGCGCCUGGCUGCCUCGCCAGCUCUGAACCGGCUUUCAAGGAGCUCGCGGACCUCUUUGGCUGAGGAGGUGGACAUGCAGCAGGUGGAUGAGUCCAAACUCUUUGACCUCUUCGCCGAGCGAGAAGAGGGAGCCCCGUCCCCGUCCAAUAACCUCUCCUUCUCCGUGGUCGAGACCGGCACACCUGAUGCCAACCGCCUGCGGCGACGGCUGAUGCUGAGUGUGGGGGUGUCAGAAGGCGAGGAGGAGGACGAGCCCCCUCCACUUGUGGAGCGAGUCAGCUCAGAGGAGGAUAUUCAAGGCACUGUGCCUGGCAGCUUCUGCCAAGCUGGGCCAGGCGCAGCGCCCAACGCCCUGUCCCAGCUUCGGCACCUCGAGGUGGAAAUGACCGGUGUGGUGGACAAAUGGUCUCGGACGCUUGCUGCGACGGAGGUGGACUGCCGGGCUCUGCUGCGCUUUUUCGGCCUCGGCUCGGGGAGUUCUUCGGACGCGGAGGGGGCGCGGCAGCUGCUGCAGGCGCUCAGCGCCUUCCAGGGCCAGGUGCGCACUGCGUGGGCGGAGCUGGACCAGCACGCGGCCAAGGCCAAGACCCGAGGCCCGAAAGGCCGCACGCGGCGAACCGCAGCCUCUGAGGCACUCAGCGACUCAUCUCGCGCUACAUCCCGGGCGGCCUGCGCCUCCACCUAUGCGGACGACGAGGCUGGCCAUGAAGGGGCUGAACACAGAGAGGCUGGCGAAGAAGAGGCCGGCCGAGACGAGGCUCAACAGCCUGAAGAGGCUGAACAGCCUGAAGAGCCUGAACAGCCUGAGGAGGGGAGGGAAGUAGCAAGCUUCAUGACAGUGAAGAGCACAGACUCUUAGGGGAGUUUUGCGGAGGCUGUCAGUUGUGUGGGCCAAAGUUGCCCAGAGCAAUCCGCUUCUGAAUCCAUAUUGAUUUCAACAUUCGGAACAGAUGAGUACGGCCUGCGGCAUGAGCCUUAGAUGGCCACUGAUGGAACCAAAGCGAACAGUGAGCAAAGCAAGUUGGUUUGCA